Molecule: messenger RNA, 3646 nt
Organism: Mesoplodon densirostris (Blainville's beaked whale)
Lineage: Eukaryota; Metazoa; Chordata; Mammalia; Artiodactyla; Ziphiidae
Gene: CFAP70
Product: cilia and flagella associated protein 70
Exons: 28
Coding region: 72-3443 (1123 amino acids)
Biological process (GO): cilium movement; cilium assembly
Cellular component (GO): motile cilium; extracellular exosome
Molecular function (GO): protein binding
Source: RefSeq, a predicted model, not a curated record
AAAAAAAAAAACACCUCUGCGGCUGAGUCAGAGAUCAAAGAAGACCAGAGAGACUUUGCCCAGGUGCUGAUAUGGAGCAGGUGUCAUCAACAGGCAGACCCGUGCAGAUCACUGUGACAGAUGGAUAUGACUUGAAAGGUUUUAAAGGAGAUACUCCAGUUACCUUUAUCCGUGCAGAAUUCAAUCAGGUGGUUCUGGGAGACUCUGCAAAAAUUACUGUUUCUCCAGAAGGAACUGCAAAAUACAACUUCACUUGCAGUUUUGAGUUCAAUCCUGAAGGAGGAGUCACUUUAGAUGACCUCGCCCACAAACCUGUGUUCUUAACGAUGACUGAAGUUUUACCAAAGGAAAAGAAACAGAAAGAGGAGAAGACCAUGAUUCUUGGUCAAGCUGUGGUGGACCUUCUUCCUUUACUGGAAGGAGAGAGUUUGUUUGAAAUGAUGGUCCCAUUGCACCCUGUGCCAGGCUCGCCCUUGGAACCUCUUCGAUCAGGUGUUAAGCAGUGCAGUCUUGAAGUUAAAGUAUUUGUGGCGGAGCCCUUAUUGACCGCAGCCCAGAUCUCAGGAGGCAAUCUGCUGAAGGUCACAUUGGAGGCUGCCUACUCUGUGCCUGAAUCCUUCAUUCCAAUGGGGCUGCUGCAGAACUACAUCGUUGCUCUGCAAGUUCCAUCAGCUGGAGAGAAAGACUAUCCCAUUUUCUUCAAGAAUGGAACUCUGAAGCUUGGAGGGGAAAGAGAACCUGUUCCUCGGCCCAAAAAAUGGCCUAUUGCCAACAUUCUGGCUCCAGGAGCUAAUAACAUUCCUGAUGCUUUCAUCGUUGGUGGGCCCUAUGAGGAAGAAGAAGGGGAACUCAACCAUCCUGAGGACAGGGAGUUUAGGAACCAAGCAGAGUGCAUAAAGAAAAGGAUUACUUGGGACUUGGAAAGUCGCUGCUACCUUGAUCCUCCUACAGUCAUCAGUUUUCAGAAGCGAAUUGCUGAUUGCCGAUUUUGGCCUGUAGAGAUCACAAGGGUUCCUCUGGUUACUGUACCCAAAGGGAAAUCUGCUAAAUUUGAAAAGACUGAUGAUGAAGGUCAGCUUUCAUUUCAUGGUGUGGCUUAUGUUAAUAUGGUACCAUUGCUGUAUCCAGGUGUGAAGAGGAUUCGGGGAGCUUUUCAUGUUUACCCUUACCUAGGUAGCACAGUCUAUGAAAAGACCAAGUGUUUAUUUAGCUUGUUCCGGGAUACUGGCCAUAAUUUGAUUCAGAAUAAUAAAAUAGGAGGAAUUUAUUCUCCAGUGUCCAAACCAGUUAUUUCUAAGAACCUGAAAGAAGAUAAAACAGUCAAAGAAAAGGAUAUGGAAGCAAGGCCUAGGCCUGGGGAUGUGCAAAUGUCUAGUAUAAAGUCUCAGAGCUCAGCUACUCCUUUGGAAGUUGAACCCUCUCUUUGCAACAAUCCAGAAGGACAGCAAUAUGUAGAAGCAGGGACAUACAUUGUGUUGGAGAUUGAGCUGGACAAAGCCUUGGUUCCGAAGCGAAUGCCAGAGGAACUAGCCAGAAGGGUCAAGGAAAUUAUACCUCCAAGGCCACCUCUUACCCGUCGGACGGGAGGAGCUCAGAAGGCGGUGAGUGACUACCACAUGCAGAUCAAGAACAUAUCUAGAGCCAUCCUGAAUGAGUAUCACAGGAUGUUUGGAAAACAGGCAGUCAAAGUGGGGAGUGAUCUGGAUAGUGAAACCCUGGAGGAGCAGGAGUGCCAGCUCAACUAUGAACUUAAUUGCUCUGGAAAAUACUUUGCUUUUAAAGAACAACUCAAGCAUGCUGUGGUAAAGAUUGUGAGAGAGAAGUACUUGAAGACAACAGCAUUUGAAAGCCAAGAGGAGCUGCAGAAAUUUAUUAGUGAGCUCUAUGUUUUCUUGGUGGAUCAGAUGCAUGUGGCCUUAAAUCAAGCCAUGCCAGAUGAUGUCCAAGGCACUCUUUCAACCAUUUGUACCAGCAGUGAACAGCUUCGACUCUUUGCAUUCGAAGCAGAAGUCAAUGAGAACUAUGAAAUGGCAACAGUGUACUAUGAAGAGAGGUUGGUUCGUGAGCCCCAGAACCUGGAGCACUGGCUGGACUACGGUGCCUUCUGCCUCCUAACUGAAGACAAUAUCAAAGCACAAGAGUGUUUUCGGAAAGCCCUUUCCCUGAACCAGAAUCAUAUCCACAGCUUGUUGCUGUGUGGUGUCCUGGCUGUCCUGAUGGAGAACUAUGAACAGGCAGAAAUUUUCUUUGAAGAUGCUACUUGCUUGGAGCCAACUAAUGUUGUAGCCUGGACUUUACUUGGCUUGUACUAUGAAAUUCAAAACAAUGAUAUUCGAAUGGAAAUGGCAUUUCAUGAAGCCUUCAAACAGCUUCAGGCACGAGGGCUUCAGGCACAAGUUACAAAGCAGAGGAGCACCAGUACUGUGGAGUAUGUUGAAGAAGGAGGGAAAGCCGACUCCUGUUUAGGCCCUUGGGGAAUAACCAGUGGUUCUUCUACAGCAGCAGUCAAGUUGGAAGCCCCAGCAGGACUAGGAGCUCCAUUAUCCAUUCUAGAUGAAUUUCUUGAUGAAUCCUCUAACCUGCAGUCUGAGUCACAUGAACCCAUUUUGUCUGUACAGUCUCAGGAUCCAACUACCAGCCCAAAACCAUCCAACACAUUUAUCAAGGAGAUACCAUCAAAAAAAGAAGCAUCAAAAUGUCAAGAGUCAUCGACUUGUCUGCAUCCCACCCUUUAUAGUGUUUCCCAAACUCCUACCACCAUCUUCAUGGAGACCAUACGCUUCUUGAUGAAGGUCAAUGCUGUGCAGUAUGUACACAGAGUGCUUGCACAUGAGCUAUUAUGCCCUCAUGGAGGCCCCAGCUGUGAGUAUUACUUGGUGCUGGCCCAGACACACCUACUCAAGAAGGAUUUUGCUAAAGCAGAGGAAUACCUUCAACAAGCAGCCCAGAUGGACUACCUGAACCCUAACGUCUGGGGCGUGAAGGGCCAUCUCUAUUUUCUGAGUGGAAAUCAUGCUGAGGCCAAGGCAUGCUAUGAGCGAACCAUUAGUUUUGUAGUGGAUGCUUCUGAGAUGCACUUCAUCUUCCUGCGACUGGGGCAGAUAUAUCUGGAAGAGAAAGAGUACGAAAAGGCAAAGAAAACCUACCUGCAAGUCUGUAAGAGAUCGCCUUCAUGCCUUACCUGGCUAGGACUGGGAAUCGCCUGUUAUAAGCUGGAUGAGCUCACAGAGGCUGAGGAUGCUCUCUCUGAAGCCAAUGCACUGAACAACUACAAUGCUGAAGUAUGGGCAUAUCUGGCUCUGGUCUGCCUGAAAGCUGGACGGCAACUGGAAGCUGAGCAGGCCUACAAGUACACGAUGAAGCUGAAAUUGAAAGAUGAGAGUCUGCUUGCAGAGAUCCACAUGGUACAGGAGACAGUUGGCUUUGGAAAUCCAUCUUUCUGACAUCCUUCCACCUGAAGAAUUUUCUGUAUGGGACACUGAGCUCCUUUCCUUCCCAGAGAAAUUAAACCCUGGAUGUUUCACCGUAUGAGGGCUUGGGAUAAAGAAAAAAGGAUCUUCAGCACAAACUGAAACCCAUUCACUUAUUUCCGUUGGCUAUCUUACUGGAUGGCUAUGUUACUGGAUGUUUUAGUGGUGACAGUAAA